CUUACAUGUCACCACGUGUCUCGAAUAUUCUUUGUCUUUCUAAGUCUAUGCCUUCCAUAGAACAUAUCCAAAAUCACCUGCCACACAAUUUACAAAUCAUUCACACAACACCAUCUCCAAAAACAUGGCUCCAUCUAAAGUCAACCAUCUUCUCCUUAUUUCUCUUCUUCUCUCCUUAGCAAUCAUCUGCCAAUCUGACGAUGAUGAGUGUGUACACACACUUUAUAUCAGAACAAGCAACAUCAUCAAAGGAGGAACCGAUUCAAAAAUAUCUCUAACACUUUACAACAAACAUGGCAAAACUUUUGAGAUCCCAAAUAUUGAAACAUGGGGUGGUUUAAUGGAACCAGGUCACGACUACUUCGAGAGGGGUAACCUCGAUAUCUUUAGUGGGAGAGGAGACUGUUUCGAACAUCAUAUAUGCGGAAUGAUUCUUACUUCAGAUGGAACAGGUUGGGGUCAUGGUUGGUAUGUCAACUAUGUUGAGCUUACAAGUACCGGUAAACAUAAGAAUUGUCGUAAGCAACUAUUCACUGUUGAGCAGUGGCUAGCUACUGAUACUUGGCCUUGGAAUCUCACGGCUGUUCGGGAUAAUUGCGAUAGUAUUACUACCAGAUUGUCGUACACGAAAGCAGAAUUGAAGCCAGAAUGAAGCGUAUAAGUCUGUUUUGUAUGUGUAAGUUUUUUUGUUCUUGCAAAGAAUGAUGGAACGUUUGUGCUAAGUUAUUUGUGUGUGCUUUGUAGAGUGGAUUUACUUAUAUUUACUUGUAUCCUCAGUAAAAUGUAUUGCGUGCAUAUGCGAAAUUCGAAGACAUUUUCUUUCAGGCAGAACGCAGAAAGAUGGGUUUUGCUUUUUUUA
This is a messenger RNA of Papaver somniferum (opium poppy), 859 nucleotides long. RefSeq names its product PLAT domain-containing protein 3-like. The coding region runs from base 125 to 652 and encodes 175 amino acids. NCBI's taxonomy places the organism in Eukaryota, Viridiplantae, Streptophyta, Magnoliopsida, Ranunculales, Papaveraceae. The transcript has 2 exons. Gene Ontology annotation, molecular function: protein binding. The record is from RefSeq and is a predicted model, not a curated record.